Molecule: messenger RNA, 788 nt
Organism: Aspergillus wentii DTO 134E9
Lineage: Eukaryota; Fungi; Ascomycota; Eurotiomycetes; Eurotiales; Aspergillaceae
Exons: 1
Coding region: 70-762 (230 amino acids)
Source: RefSeq, a predicted model, not a curated record
AAAAUCUAUAUAUAUUGAUGAGCAGUUUAUCAAGCACACAACCGACAUUCUGACCACAGUAUCUGCAUCAUGCCACAAUACCACUGCACAGCCCUCCCCCAUGACGAGAUCAGCGUCCGACAAUGGGCGCCCAAAUUCGUCGAAUUCCGGCUCAACGCCCUUCGAGAAAGCCCGGACAGCGCCUCGUCCUCCUACAAAGUCGAAUCCUGCAUCACAUUCGAAGAAUGGAUUGCAAUGCUCUGCGAACCCGCAUUUCGCGUCAUCAUCGCCGUCGCCGAGAAUGAUAGUAUCGAUAUCGACACCCUCCCCGUCUGGGAACACGAUUGGGUCUGCAUUAUCAGCCUGUACGGCCCUCGCUGUCUCCACCAGCCCCAACACCAGAACCACGACGACUGCAUGGAAUCCUGCUGGUACGUGGGGGGUGCAUUUGUCGCCCCUCAUCACCGGGGCCAGAAUAUCCUGCGCGACGCCUGUUUCCGGUGCGAGCAAGAAGCGGUCAGAAUCGACAAAUCCCUGCUGCAGCGACGGUCGGGUCGAUUUCGAACGCGCUUGUUGGCGUCGACCUUGUCCAUGAAUCGCGCGGUCUGGGAGCAUUACUGUCGUAUUUUCAAUGCGGAGAUGGUGCAGAUUAUCACGGUGGGGGAGCGUGCAGCAUGGGGGAUGAAUAUUCUGGUCUGUCCGGACAAGUUGGACAGGGAGAUUAUGGCCUUUCAGAAGAUUGUGGUGUGGGAGGCGGAUGGCAUGGCUGUGUCUGCUCUCUAGUAUUUAAUUAUCGAGUUAGCUGCAUA